This is a messenger RNA of Dicentrarchus labrax (European seabass), 3843 nucleotides long. RefSeq names its product E3 ubiquitin-protein ligase TRIM21-like. The record is from RefSeq and is a predicted model, not a curated record. Lineage: Eukaryota; Metazoa; Chordata; Actinopteri; Moronidae. The transcript has 2 exons. Gene Ontology annotation, molecular function: zinc ion binding; protein binding. Bases 99 to 1742 code for a protein of 547 amino acids.
CUGAGAGAAGUUGAGUCUCUCUGUUUGUCUCGGAAGAAAAAGUUUAUUUACUCUUUGCUCAACAACACAGCAGAGUCUCUGCCAGACACUGUGUAGAUAUGGCUGCUGCCAGCUGUCUGCUGACUGAAGAUCAGUUUCUGUGCUCCAUCUGUCUGGAUGUGUUCACUGAUCCAGUCACCAUACCAUGUGGACACAACUUCUGUAAAACCUGCAUCACUGAACACUGGAAUAGUAAUGUCCAGUGUCAGUGUCCCAACUGUAAAGAGGUUUUUAACACAAGACCUGAGCUGAAGGUCAAUACUUUCAUCUCUGAGAUGGCUGCUCAGUUCAGACAGUCAGCUCAACAGAAAGCCAGCAGCAGCAGCUCAGAGCAACAAGUUUCCAAACCAGGAGAAGUUCCCUGUGACGUCUGCACUGGAACUAAACUGAAGGCCCUGAAGUCCUGCCUGGUGUGUCUGGCCUCCUACUGUAAGACUCACCUGGAACCUCAUCUGACAGCUUCACGUCUGCAAAGACAUCAGCUGAUCGACCCUGUGGAGAACCUGGAAGGCAGGAUGUGUACGAAGCACGAUAAACUGCUGGAGCUGUACUGUAAGACCGACCAGAUGUGUGUCUGCAUGCUCUGCACCUAUUCAGACCACAAGACACACAAUGUUGUUCCCUUGAAAAAUGAAUAUGAAGUAAUAAAGGUCAAGCUGGGGAAGACAGAGGCUGAAAUUCAGCAGAUGAUCCAGAAGAGGCAACUGAAGAUUCAGGAGAUCAAACACUCAGUGGAGCUCAGUAAGGAAGGUGCAGACAGAGAGAUAGCAGAUGGUGUUCAGGUCUUCACCGCUCUGAAGGAGUCUGUUGAGAGAAGCCAGGCUGAGCUCAUCGACACGAUCAAAGAGAAGCAGAGAAAGACAGAGAAACAGGCUGAAGACUUCAUCAAAGAGCUGGAACAGGAAAUCUCUGAGCUGAAGAAGAGAAGCUCUGAGGUGGAGCAGCUCUCACAGUCUGAAGACCACCUCCACCUCCUUCUAAGCUUGGUGUCCCCGAACGCUGCUCCACCCACCAAGAACUGGACAGAAGUCGGCGUCCGUCCACCUUCAUAUGAGGGGACUGUGGUGAGAGCUGUGAAUCAGCUGGAGGAGACGCUCAGUAAACAGAUGAAGAAGCUGUUUGAGGUCGAGCUGAAGAGGGUCCAGCAGUAUGCAGUGGAUGUGACACUUGAUCCUCAUACAGCACAUCCCAACCUCAUCUUGUCUGAUGAUGGGAAACAAGUUAAACAUGGUGAUGUAAAGAAGAAUCUCCCAGACAACCGAGAGAGAUUUAAUUAUUGUGUCCGUCUCUUAGCAAAGCAGAGUUUCUCUUCAGGAAGAUUUUAUUACGAGGUUCAGGUUAAAGGGAAGACUGACUGGAUUUUAGGAGUGGCCAGAGAGUCGAUCAACAGGAAGGGAAUGAUUGCAACAAGUCCUCAGAAUGGUUACUGGACGAUAUGGUUGAAGAGUAAAACUGAGUAUGAAGCUCUUGCUGGCCCUCCAGUCCGUCUCUCUGUGAAGUCUGAGCCUGAGAAGGUGGGGGUGUUUGUGGAUUAUGAGGAGGGUCUGGUCUCCUUUUAUGACGUUGAUGCUGCAGCUCUUAUCUACUCCUUUACUGGCUGCUCCUUCACUGAGAAACUCUACCCACAAAUUGGUCCCGGUUCUCAUAAUGGUAGUAAAAACUCUGCCCCACUGAUCAUCUGUCCUGUCAAUCACACUGAGUAAAACAACCAUUUGAUUUUAUACAGAAAGAUUCACAUAAUUUAAUAGAAUAAAUGUAUAUAAUAAUAAUAAUAAUACAUUCAAUUUAUAGAGCGCUUUUCAAGAAACUCAAAGACACUUCACAUAAGUUAAAAACGAAAAUAAAGGUAAUAAAAAGCAACACACUAAGAUACAGAUAAGAUAUAAGAUAUAGAAUAUUUAACAGUGAUACAACAUUCAGUUUGGGUUAUUUUUUCCAGAUUCUUUUCAAUGUAAAUGUAAAAGUUAUUAUUAUAACACACCAAUUUUACACACUCUCAUCAUUUUAUGUAAUAGACUUGGUGGUGUACGUGUAUACAGCAUUGUUUUGAGAAAAAGAACAACUUUCUUGUAUGCACAUUGUUAAGAUGAUAUUAUACUUGUACCCAGGGAUGACUGGUAUGUAUGGGCCAACAGGGCUAAGCCCCCCCUAUCUUUUACAGUAAAGAUGAAAAGCUAAGAAAACCUUAGAACAUAUUGUUUGGAAUUUUGGUAGAACCUAGAGCAGCAACAGCACCAAACAGUGACAGAAAAAACCCAGGAUAUAUGAUCUAUCUUGGGUUUUUCCUGUGAAUGGGCAAAAUUUAUUCAGCCCAAGCACAGUAGCGUAAGCUUCCAUUAACUUUUGAUUGACAGGUGUCCUGACACGCCCCCUUCAUAUGCUGCCCAUUUGGGCUAAAUUAAUUCAGCCCAAAGGCUGACCUUUGACCAAUCACAGCGCAGUAGCUACAGUACAGUGACCUUUGACCAAUCACAGCGCAGUAGCUACAGUACAGUGACCUUCGACCAAUCACAGCGCAGUAGCUACAGAACAGUGACCUUCGACCAAUCCCAGCGCAGUAGCUACAGUACAGUGAGGCUAGUUCGUAGUAUGGCGAACAUGAACGAGGUGGAUUAUUUACUUUCUAAUCAAUUUUCUUUAAAGUUAUUGGAGGAAAAAUUGGAAGUACAGAGAUUGGGAACACAUCAUCCAAAUGAUGUACAAAUAGCACAAAGGACAAACGACAAAAUCGUAAUUUUUUGUUAAGUGGUUUCAGUGAACAGACUGGCUAACAGCAAGUGUAGGUAGGAAUUCACUUUUCUGUUUCCCAUGUUUGCUGUUUGGAGGAGACUCGGUUUGGACCCAACAAGGAAUUGUGGAUUUAAAAUAUUUAUCUGACAAAAUUAGGAAACAUGAAAGCAGCACGAGCCACAAUGGAAAUAGCGUAAAGCUGUGAUUGCUGGGUAAAGUGAACAUCGCCUGUCAGCUUAAUGAGGGUCACCGCAUCCUGUACAGAGACACAACGAGAACAUUUUGAGAAAGCCAGGCACUUGUUGUCUUUGCAUGUGACCAUUACCCAAUGAUCUGCAGGGAGAAACUGAAAGGUGAGCUGAUGGUGAGGUACAGCAGGGUGGAGUCUGACAUGGUGAUUAACCUGUUAACCUGUCGGCGUUUUAAAUAAGGUAUGCCCAAUCUCUGAAACAGCUCUCUCUUAUACAAAUGAAAUUAAUUCAUUAUCAUUUUGGUUUUAUAGAUUUAUUUUUGGUACAUGGUGUUACAAAUUGUUGCUGGUACUUUUCUAUAAUGUUGUUGUAGCGCAAUUGGCAUGUGCUGAUGUGUACAGAGAAGAGAGAGAGAGAGAGAGAGAGAGAUUUUUUGGCAUCAGGUCGUUCUUUUGGGUUUGUCUCUCCAGUGUUGCCGUAGAGCACUUGCUAUAACAAAGUAUACAAUGUUGUUGCUGUAACUUCAUGUGAUGCUAUACUGUUGCUGCUGUGUUAGCCCACCCACCCAAAAUCUCCACCAGCUGUCACUGCUUGUACCUAUAUACCUAUAUAUGUUUGUCCUGUGCAAUUAUAUUUAUUUCUAUACUGUGCAACUGCCUUCUGCUGUGACCUGUGCAAUGUUCCAUCAAUCCCAUCUGUGUCAGAAAGUGUAUAUACUGUAUAUUAUAACUCUCUUUCUUUUUUAUUUCCAUGGUAUCUUAUAAUUCUCUAUUUUAUUUUUAUUUAAUCUAUAUUUUCUUAUCUAUUGUGUUGUGUUGUAUCUGGAGCUGCUGUAACUAGAUAAUUCCCCCAGUGUGGAAUCAAUAAAGUCUAUCUUAUCUAA